AUGGCUCUCAGAAUAGCGAUUGUAGGGGCUGGCCUUUCUGGACUGGCGUCGUUGAAACAAUGCCUCGAAGAAGGAUUCAACGCUACAAUCUUUGAGUCCCGUGAUGUCAUCGGUGGCCAAUGGUGCUAUGAAGAGCCAGACUCGGUCACCGGUGAAACAGCAUCGUCGAUAUAUGAAGGAGUCUUGCUGAAUUCCUGCCGUGAUACGUCGUCCUUCAGCGACUUUCCCAUGGACCCUGCGCGAUAUCCCGACUAUUUUGGCCAUCGAGGAUUUUUCCAGUACCUAGAGGAAUACGCUGACCAUUUCGGCCUCAAGGAGCAUAUCCGCCUCAAUACCAAAGUCAUCUCGUGUUCACAAAAUGAAGAUGGCAAAUGGGCGGUGAAGACGGUGCAACAAGGAGGAGAUCCGGUUGAAGAUUGCUAUGACGCGGUGUUCGCAUGCUCUGGUGCUCUCGCUAGGCCAGUGAUACCCCAGUUCGAGGGGCUGGAAACAUUCAAGGGAAAGAUUUUCCAUAGUCGCGUCUACCGGAGGCCAACAGGGCUGGAAGGGAAAAGAGUAGCUAUCAUCGGCUUUGGCAACUCUGCGGCAGAUUUGUCUUCUGAAAUAAGCUGGCAGGCGAAAGAACUCCAUCUCAUUACUCGCAGAGGUGGGUGGAUUGUGCCUCGCUUCGUUCUCGGCAAACCGGCUGAAACAUUCGACAACCACGGGCUUAUGGAAGCAAAUGUUACGAUGAGAAGUGACCUACUGGACAAUAUACGAACUGGGCGCAUCAUCCCGCAUCGCGCAGCCAUUCAAAGUGUCUCAGAAACGUCGUUGAUCUUAACGGAUGGGACUUCCAUUGACGUUGAUGUUGUCAUCUUUUGCACUGGGUAUCACCUGAGCGUUCCAUAUGUUCCCGAGGAGAGCUAUCGGAUGACAUAUAACGAAAUCCUCAGCACUAACAACUCAAUGGACCUUUACAAAUUAGUGGCUUCACCUCUUUUCUCAGACCUAUUUUUUAUUGGCUUUGUCGAGCUCGCUGGGCCUCUGAUCCCGGUAGCAGAGGUACAGGCGAGAUGGGCAACUUCAGUACUUGCCGGUCGAAUCAAAUUGCCUCCCAUGGAAGAGGUGUAUGACGAUAUAGCAGUUUAUCAGGCAUCACUAGUGUCAAGCAUGGUGAAUUCUGACCGGCACACUGUCACCAUCCGCUACCUGCCCUACUGCGACGAUCUCUUGAGAGACAUCGGCGCUACACCCACAUUUCGACGCCUAUUCCUCAAUUUGUUCAGCUCGAACCCUUUCAGAGCGGCAAGAUUGCUCAGAACAGUAUACUUUGGAAUUAAUUCUCCAGCCCAGUACAGGCUAUUUGGUCAUGGAAGCAAGCCAAAUCUUGCAUCUGCGACAUUAUUGAGACUAGCCGAUGAAGAUGAGGGACUGAGCGAAGAGGAACGAUAUCACCUGGGGAUGUCCGAUCUGGAAAGCCCCGAGCAGGUGGAAGAGAGUUCCUGA
Messenger RNA from Uncinocarpus reesii 1704, 1488 nucleotides. RefSeq lists its product as uncharacterized. The record is from RefSeq and is a predicted model, not a curated record. Lineage: Eukaryota; Fungi; Ascomycota; Eurotiomycetes; Onygenales; Onygenaceae. Gene Ontology annotation, molecular function: NADP binding; flavin adenine dinucleotide binding; N,N-dimethylaniline monooxygenase activity. The transcript has 4 exons. The coding region runs from base 1 to 1488 and encodes 495 amino acids.